UUGCCUGCUUACUGACAGUAACUAGCUGGAUACUUCACUGGUGAUUUUUUCCAUUCUCACUCUGUCCAGCUGACAUUUGUUUACACUGAUUUUUAAAAAGAGGAAGAAAACUAAGUGAAGUAUUGUAAACCUGACAUGGAAAAUAAAAAGAAAUACAAGGACAAGCCAGAUGAAAGAAUAACGCAGCCUCGUGGGAGGUCACGCCAUAAUCCACGUGGAGCUGGUUCAAGUUCUGGAGUGUUAAUGGUUGGCCCUAACUUCCAAGUUGGCAAAAAAAUCGGAUGUGGUAAUUUUGGAGAACUACGGUUAGGAAAACAUUUGCACACAAAUGAGUAUGUGGCAAUUAAACUGGAGCCAAUGAGGUCGAGAGUAUCACAGCUACAUUUGGAAUACAGAUUCUACAAGCAGCUGGGAUCUGGAGAUGGAAUACCUCAGGUUUACUAUUUUGGCCCAUGUGGCAAGUAUAAUGCUAUGGUGCUAGAACUACUUGGACCUAGUUUGGAAAAUUUAUUUGACUUGUGUGGUAGGACGUUUUCUCUUAAAACGGUUCUUAUGAUAGCCAUACAGUUGCUUUCUCAUAUGGAAUAUGUCCAUUCAAAGAACUUGAUAUACAGAGAUGUAAAACCUGAGAACUUCAUAAUAGGACGACCUGGAAGCAAAACCCAGCAAAUUAUUCACAUUAUAGAUUUUGGUUUGGCAAAGGAGUAUAUAGAUCCAGAAACAAAGCAGCACAUACCGUAUCGAGAACACAAGAGCCUUACAGGAACAGCUAGAUACAUGAGUAUAAAUACGCAUUUAGGAAAAGAGCAAAGUAGAAGAGAUGAUUUGGAAGCUUUAGGUCACAUGUUUAUGUAUUUUCUCAGAGGAAGCCUUCCAUGGCAAGGUUUAAAGGCUGAUACAUUAAAAAAACGUUACGAGAAAAUUGGACAUAUAAAACAAGCAACCCCUGUAGAAGUACUGUGUGAAAACUUUCCAGAGGAAAUGGCUAUGUAUCUGCGUUACGUAAGAAGGCUAGAAUUUUUUGAAAAGCCAGACUAUGACUACUUAAGAAAGCUCUUCACGGACUUACUUGACCGAAAAGGCUAUGUGUUUGAUUAUGAAUAUGACUGGAUUGGCAAACAGUUGCCUACUCCUGUGGGUUCAAUACAUUCAGACCCUGUACAGUCUUCAAAUAGAGAAGCAUAUCAGCAUAAAGUGCAGCAAUCCAAAAAUCAGUCAACAGACCAUAGGGCAGCUUGGGACUUACAAGCCAAUAAGCAUCAUUUGAGGGCUCAACUAGCAGCUGACAGACAUGGUGGCUCAGUACAGGUAGAAAGCUCGACAAAUGGAAAACUGAACACAGAUGACCCAACUGCAGGCUGUUCAAAUGCACCCAUCGCAGCUCCCGCAGAAGUAGAAGUAGUGGAUGAAACUAACUGCCAGAAAGUGUUGAACAUGUGGUGA
Molecule: messenger RNA, 1443 nt
Organism: Indicator indicator
Lineage: Eukaryota; Metazoa; Chordata; Aves; Piciformes; Indicatoridae
Gene: CSNK1G3
Product: casein kinase 1 gamma 3
Exons: 12
Coding region: 136-1443 (435 amino acids)
Biological process (GO): endocytosis; peptidyl-serine phosphorylation; signal transduction
Cellular component (GO): nucleus; plasma membrane; cytoplasm
Molecular function (GO): protein serine/threonine kinase activity; ATP binding
Source: RefSeq, a predicted model, not a curated record